GCUGGUCUAUGCCAGUGAAAUUUGAAUAAUUUUCCUUCGAUUGUCGAUUCCUGGCAUGUGCGACCGAAUAACAUAGAUUUGCGGGGGGCAAAUUAAAUAAAAGGGGCGGGCCACUCCUCCGUCAGUCGCAGUUCGAUCGCCGAUCGUUCGUACGCACAAGUCGACGAUCGAUCUUUAUACACAUCAUUUUCCAUUUCUUUUUUUCCUUCUCAUCGUUAAGUGCAAACAAUUAACGUCGAAAGUGAUUUUUAGCGAGUGUGUGAACAAAACAGAGAGAUAAAGAAAGAAGAUCAUGAUAGCGAUAUUAUCGAUUUUGUUACUGGCAAGAUCCGCGAUAGCCAGUCAGGACUUCCUAACGAAUUCUCUGAACCAUUGCAUUUCCGAAGAUUCCUGGUCCAGCUGCCUCAAACACGAGGUCCUUGGAUACCUUGAUGAAAAGUUGGGUACCAUUACCGAAGCCAGGUCUCUCGAUACCGUCGAUGAAGCCAUCGUAGCGAGGACCUUCAAAUAUCUCAAGAGUUUUGAUUAUGGCAUGGACUUACCCUUUAUCGACGCCAGUUUGAAAUACAGACCAAGUAGGAGCUUGGCUGAUCUUGAUAUUGAAUUUAAAGAUAACGAUGUUGUUACCAAUCAAGCUCGUGGAUUAUUUAAAAAGAAGUUGCUACUUCCCUUUUUGCUUCUGUUGAAGUUGAAGUUAAAAGCACUUAUGCCGAUCUUCGUGGCUAUCAUUGGAUUGAAGGCUUUGAAAGCUCUAGUUCUCUCGAAACUCGCUAUCUUACUGGUCGUUGGAUUUCUUGCCGUACAAUUUUUAAAGAAGGGUGGCAUGAUGAUGCCUAUGGGUAUGUCAAUGGAACCGGCUACUCCCGCAUACGGAGCUCCACCUAUGCCCUCGACCACGUCGAGCUAUGAUCCGGCCAAUACAUGGGACGGAACCGGUCCGUAUUCCCGCGUUUGGACGCCGAGUAAUGGAGUGGAGUCUCAAAAUUUAGCAUAUAGCUAUUAUUCACCCAGUAGUGGCUCGAGCUCGUAUAGUUCGCUUGGUUCUUCUUCAUCUUCUUCGUCUUCGUCGUCUUCAUCUUCAGGCAGCUCAUCGAACUACUAGACGAAGAAGGCUAAGUGAUUCAUUCGUCAAUGCCAGUCUCGAUCGUUCGUCUAGACCAAAGAAGCUAAUAACACUGAAUUGACACGCGAGUCGAAGCAAAAUUCAGCUUUCGAUGAGCUCUCACAUCCACUUUCUUCCCUCUCAUUGACUAAUAUUUCUCGUACGUCCUCGAAGAAUUUCAUCGAUCAUCACAUUGGACAUUCUUCGAUGUAUUGGAUCCGAUCAGCGAAGUAGCCGAUGGAUGUUUCUGAUAUUUUCUAUCGAAAUUCGAUGGAUCAUCGAGCGAAUAUAAGCGAGUACGAGAUUUUACCAUUUUAUAUUAGAC
Molecule: messenger RNA, 1427 nt
Organism: Vespa crabro (European hornet)
Lineage: Eukaryota; Metazoa; Arthropoda; Insecta; Hymenoptera; Vespidae
Gene: Osi20
Exons: 2
Coding region: 293-1102 (269 amino acids)
Source: RefSeq, a predicted model, not a curated record